Molecule: messenger RNA, 1384 nt
Organism: Lutzomyia longipalpis
Lineage: Eukaryota; Metazoa; Arthropoda; Insecta; Diptera; Psychodidae
Product: acyl-coenzyme A diphosphatase NUDT19-like
Exons: 2
Coding region: 75-1151 (358 amino acids)
Cellular component (GO): mitochondrion
Molecular function (GO): hydrolase activity, acting on acid anhydrides, in phosphorus-containing anhydrides
Source: RefSeq, a predicted model, not a curated record
GUGAUGAUUCUCAAGAAGAAGAUAAGCUAUACGUGUCGUACGAGGCAGUGUAAGAAGUUAUCUAACCAAGAAAAAUGAGACCCAACGCGAAAUUCUGGCGUGAAUCCGCAAGUUUAUUGAUCCUGGGACGGUCUCCACGUGUAUCAUCCUUCAACUACGAAGUGCUCGUGCUCAAGAGAUCCGCUAAGGCGUCUUUCAUGCCAAAUGGCAUUGUCUUUCCUGGUGGAGCAACUGAGGACAGUGACAGUUCUCACGAGUGGUUAUCCCUUUAUCGCGAUCUGGGUGUUCCGGAUGCUCGAAUUGCAAAAUUGAGCCAAAUAUCUGGUCAUAGAUCCUUCAUCUUUGAACGUGAUCGCCCUACUGAUCUAGCCAGGGAGAUUACAUUGCGAAUUGGUGCUAUCCGGGAAACAUUUGAGGAAGUUGGGAUACUCAUUGCUAAAAAUGCUGAGCAAUUUGCGACUGAAUCCCCACUGGCGGACUCUGCAAUGGGAUUCGAUGUGAAGAAGUGGCAGAAGGCAGUUCAUGGGGAUCACAGAGAGUUUAUUCGGUUGUGCCGGGAAUUGAAUGUUGCUCCGGACAUUUUUGCAGCAUACGAAAGUGCAAAUUGGCUCACACCUAGCACCUAUGGCAAGAAGAGAUUUAACACUGCUUUCUUCCUAGUUGCCCUCGCUGAUAAACCCCAAAUUGUUGCAGAGGAAAAUGAAGUACAAUCAUCCAGGUGGGAAUCUCCAGCCAGUAUUCUAAGCAAAGCAAGAAGUGGUGAUUAUUUCCUGCCUCCCCCGCAGCACUAUGAAAUUUCAAAGAUUCAGCACAAGACGGAAAUUGAGGAUCUUGCAAUCUUCAUGCACAAUCGUCAAAAACAUGGCCUUACAUUGAUGUUUCCAUACCAAUUCUACCUCUCCAAUGCUGUGCUGGACGUCUAUCCAGGGGAUUCUUUGUACCCCAAGGAAGUUUCUUUUACCCACCCUAAUCAUGAUAUUGAUGAGUAUAAGGACAAGACAGCAGAUGAGAUGCGAAAGCUUUUCCCACAACAUCAUCGGAAUGAACUGUUAGGACCACAUGCAAGCGUAUGUUGCAAUCUUUUAGUGAAUAUUCCACCGCUCAAUGAGCAGCUCUGCCCCGUUCGGGGAGACACUAAAGCGAAGCUAUAGGUAUAAGAUUAAGGAUUUAAGUCUCCAUGCAUCUUAGGAAAAUCGAUCCUUAUUAGUUGAUGGCCCCAUUUUAUGUAGAUAGGGGCUUAGGGAGGGUUAAGGUAAAUAAGGGGAAUGUGGAGGAAGACAGUAAAACAAUUGUUGCAUUUAAUUUUAGACGAUUCUUUAAUGUGGGAAGAGUGUAUGAUACACAAAUAAAUAAAUACGUUUUUCAGCGUAAGAUUAAAAAAAAA